GACUUGUACGAGGAACAAUGUCAGCCUUCAUUUGUUAAUUGUUGUUUUGAAAUGACCCGAGUCGCUCAGGGUGACCUUAGAAGCGUUCAGUCCCUCCAGCAGCCUGAACUUCACUCAGGGUCUGCACGGUGCUGUGCUGUGCCACUUCUGUCCCAGCUGGCUCAGCACAUUGYCCAUGUCAGCAGCUCUCGCUAUUACAAAAUCGGGAAAUGAACGAUGGAAACGAAAUUGUGCAGAUAACGGGGACUUUUCUGGAGAGUCAUUAUAAGUCAAGGCCAGGCCCAGGAGAUCUCUGCGUCACAGUCCAUUUCCACUGUCAACCCAAAUCCUGCCAGCAAGACACGUGAGAAAGGAAGAGCCGAGGAGAACAGAGGGAAGCGGAGCAGAGCGGGGCUGAGCCGGCGCGGCCCGGGGCGUUCCCGACAGCGGAGGAGGCGCUCGGGGAAACCGAAACUUCUCUGCUCCGCUCGGCCGGGCCAUGGCCGCCCUCAUCGAUCUCGAGCGGCUCCAGCGCGUCCUGGAGCUGCAGUGCUCCUGCUGCCUGCAGUUGUUCGCGGAGCCCGUGCGGCUGUCGGGCUGCGAUCACAGCUUCUGCCGGGGCUGCAUCCUCCGCUACUGCUCGGGGCGGGCCCGCGCCGCCUGCCCGCUCUGCCGCCGCGCCUUCGAGCUCGGCCACCUGCGGCCCAACCGGGAGCUGGCCGCGCUGCUCAGCCUCAUCCCGCGGGAGCUCAAGGAAAAGUUGGAAACGCAGGAUGAGCCGGAACCCUAUGGAGCUGCUGCCUGCAGUGACUGGUGCUCGGCGGGGCGGGGACCGGGGGAGAAGGAAUAUACAUCUCAGAUCAAAAGCCAGAUUACUAAAGAUUUCUGUUGCAUGAAGGAAUAUGUUGAAAGACAGGAGAGAAACACACUGCUGUUCAUUGAACAAGAGCAGAAAGCGGCUCAGCAGAAAAUUGAAGAGACUAUUCAGCAGCUCACAGACAUCAAAGCCCAAACUAGUGAUUUACCUGAGGAACAGAGGUGCAAAGGCUCACCUUCAGCAAUUAAUAAAAUUACACUUGAUGAGAAGCUUAAUGUUGUCAAAAGAGCUGUAGAAGAUCUUAAGAGAAAGAUGGAAGUUUUACUCUUGGACAAUUAUGCUCAGCAACUCCCACCAGUGGAACCUCCAGACUCAUAUCAGGAGCCAAGUGUCUGCUCAUCACCUCCAGAGUCUGCAGCUGAAAGUCCUGAACCAACCAUUUCCAGCCAAUUUUCUCAGUGGGCAGAUGAUGUGACCUUUGACCCCACAAGAGUACACGAGCGCUUGGCACUCACAGCCCAGAACAGGAGAGUGGUGGUUUCCAGCCACCUGACCAGUUAUGAACCAUCACCCAAAAGAUUCUGCAUCAGCCAAGUGUUGUGUUCACAGAGCUUCUCUASUGGGUGCCACUACUGGGAAGUAAUUACCAAGGACAGUGAUGGAUGGGCAGUUGGAGUUGCUCAUGAAAUGAUUGGUAAAAGGGACAAAUUGGGAAGAACUGAGCAUUCCUGGUGUGUAGAAUGGCUGGGUGCCAAAAAACAGCUGUCAGCAUGGCAUAAGGACCAGGAAACAUUAUUACACAAGGAUAAACCAUUGAAGGUUGGAGUUUUCCUGGAGCUGCAAAAAAAGACUGUGUCAUUUUACUCCAUUGCUGACAGAGAAAUGCUUUUGCACACCUUCGAAAUCAGUACCUCAGAUCCUCUCUACCCUGCUUUCUGGCUGUACAGUCUAGAAAGAAAUGGAUCUUUAACUAUAAGUCAGCCAAACAGGAGAUAAAGCCUGUUCAGAACAGGGACAACUUUGCCAAUGAUUGCAAAGGAAGGAGUAAGUAAGCUCUGAUGCUGGGGAUAAGUUUUUCUCAUGGACCUCAUUUUUCUUACACAGGAGAACAGAUAAUGCCAUUACAUUCUGCCAAGUGUGUUUUCUUUAGACAGAUCUGACUGAUUGAGGAAUGCUCAGAGGGUAAGAAUGUUAGUGAUCUUAGGUAUGAAAAUAUUUUCCUUUAGAGUAAGCACUAAAUAGGAAAUAGGCUUUGUAUUUGAGAACCUGACACAACAGUCCCAGAAGAACAUCAUCUCACUGGAACCAUAUUUUAGUCUUGCCCAGGCCRAAGGAUUGUCAGCCCUGGUGUGGUGUGGCCAUGGGAAUGGUUGURGAAGCAGAUGUUCAAGUGUGUACAUACCAGCUAAUAAAUCAUGUGGUCACUUUACUGCUCUUUUAAAGGGCCAGCAAACAGCACUGUGUCAUGGGAGUGAUCAUCUGGUCUUGCCAGGGAGCCUGAGACAAAACGAGAGGUUCUCAGUUGCCUGUGUGGGGUGAAAGGACCAGAGCUGAGGUUCUACAAAACCUGUGGACAGCUUGAUUUCUGAGAGAUCCAUUGCUUCAUGCAGGCAAACUGAAAACGGUAUUCCCAAGAAGCAAAAGCUUUUUUUUUAGGAAGACUGUGGCAUUCCAUAAUGAACAAAAUAAGUAGUUUAUGGUAAAUAAAGCAUGUGGGAUUCAACGAUCUCAUUUAGUGGAAUGCAGGUUCAUGGCUUUUGAAGUCAUUGACAGAACUGCUACUCACCUUCAGUUAUUUGCUGUCACUGAACACUCUGAUGGACUAAAUGGACAUUUUUAAGAUCUCAGGGUGGUGUCUAUCAGCAUCUCCAAGGCUGGGGUAGCUUUCCAGGAGAUUGCCAAAGCCUGGAAAAACAACAGUGACAGCUUGAACUCAGUGAAAUCCCUAACUUCCUAUAUAAGAGUUGUGCCGUAGUGCCCGGCGGCAGCAAUUUGUUGUUUGGAUUACAGCAACAGCACAUAUAAUAACACCUAACAAUGCGUAUAACAACAUGCGUAACAAAACAGUUUGGACAGUAGUUCCUUGUGUCCCUCCGUGAACAUUAGAAAGAAUUUCCUGAUGAGGUGAUUAAACAUUGGAACRGGCUGCCAGGGUGGAGUCACCGUGCCUGGAGGUGUUAAGGGRAAGA
This is a messenger RNA of Malurus melanocephalus (red-backed fairy wren), 2985 nucleotides long. RefSeq names its product ring finger protein 135 (gene RNF135). Lineage: Eukaryota; Metazoa; Chordata; Aves; Passeriformes; Maluridae. Gene Ontology annotation, molecular function: metal ion binding; protein binding. The record is from RefSeq and is a predicted model, not a curated record. The coding region runs from base 479 to 1792 and encodes 437 amino acids. The transcript is spliced from 5 exons.